GUGGUUUCUUCCAAGCUGCAGCUUGCAACGCAGACGCCAGAGCUGCAGGCCUCGGCCUGGUGUGACUUGCAAGCCGUUGCAGCGAUGGAGCUGCUGGCUCUGAGUUUAGGGGUUGCGGCGGCUUUGUUUGCCACCGUAGACGUCUGGUACCUGCUGAGGAUGCCCCUGACCAUGCUCUACGCCAGGUGGUUCCUGCCCACGGUCUGGGACCUGCUGGAAGAGCAGACUUUCCGAGGCCUAGUGCUCCCUUCGGACCUGGAUUGCCUGCUCCACAUGAACAAUGCCCGCUACCUGCGCGAGGCCGACGUGGCGCGGUUUGUGCACAUGACCCGCUGCGGGCUGCUCCGGGCAGUGCGGGCCCUCGGGGCUCACACGGUGCUGGCCGCGUCGUGCUGCCGCUACCGGCGCUCCUUGCAGUUCCUGGAGCGCUUCGUCGUCCACACUCGCCUGCUGGGCUGGGACGAGCGGGCCUUUUUCUUGGAGCACCGCUUUGUCAGCGCCCGGGACGGCUUCGUCUGCGCCGUGGUGCUUGUCCGGCAGCACGUGGCGGGGGCCAGCCCCGACAAGGCCGUGUCGUACCUGUGCCGGAGAAAGGUAAGGCUCGAAGGCUUCGAGCCGGUCUGUGGGAUGACCGCACUGAUGUCAGCAGGAAGUCGGUACACCCUAGCACACGGGUUCCCCAUGUGGGGCGCCACACCUUUCCUGGAGCCCCCCAAGUGUCUUUAG
Messenger RNA from Sphaerodactylus townsendi, 726 nucleotides. RefSeq names its product thioesterase superfamily member 6 (gene THEM6). The transcript has a single exon. The record is from RefSeq and is a predicted model, not a curated record. Lineage: Eukaryota; Metazoa; Chordata; Lepidosauria; Squamata; Sphaerodactylidae. Bases 85 to 726 code for a protein of 213 amino acids.